Messenger RNA from Racocetra persica, 132 nucleotides. The record is from the annotation of a GenBank genome assembly. Lineage: Eukaryota; Fungi; Glomeromycota; Glomeromycetes; Diversisporales; Gigasporaceae.
AACCUUAAUAAUCCUAAGCUUGACGAACUGGUUGCUGCUUACAACCAAAAUGCCCGUGGAAAAUAUUUAAUUUUUCCUGCCUGCCAAUUAACGCCAAAGUAUCGAGAUGGAACACCGUUGAGAGAUACUUGA